UAUCACACUUCCUCUCCACUCUUUUCUCUCACAUUUUUCCUUCCUCACACACAACUCGCAAUAAUGUCUUCUUCUGCCGCCGCCAACGCUAACAAACCGCCCAGCACCGCCGCCGCCCAGCGCACAUUCUGCGUGAGCUCGAACCCGGACCCGAAUCCGGCCCAUCACAACACCACUUUCGUCCAGGCCGAUCCGUCCAACUUCCGGGCAGUAGUACAGAGGCUCACCGGCGCCGGACAGGACCCGUCGGCGCAGAAGCUCCCCAAAGUCUCCGCUCGAAAGACGAGUCCCGGCGAGAUGGGGCCGCGCCGGCCGGCGUUUAAGCUCCACGAGCGGAGGCAAGCCGCGAGGAAGCUCGAGAUCAGCCUGGGCCACUGCGGAAUUCCGGUGCCACUGUCGCCGUCCGCCGCUCGUCCGUCGCCGGUGUCUCCGCUGGAUAUCGCCGGGACUUCGAGAACGCCGAGGUCUCCGAUGGAAGUAGAAGAGGAGAGGGGAAUUGCCGAAAAAGGAGAAAGAAUGGAAGAACGACUUGGUUGUUGGGAAGGCGAACUGCCGGAAGGAGAACCGAAGAGUGAAGACGAAAAGAUGAUGAAGAAUGUGAAUGGGCUUCAACCCUUUACAGAAAUACCCUCUGACCUGUUAUGGGAAAUUCUGGGUAGAGUUUCCAUUAAGACAUGUUUAGCUUGUAAGCUUGUUUGCAAAGAAUGGUAUCGAAUGAUAAUCAAUCCAGAAUUCUCUUCUUUCCGGCGCCAUUGUAUCCCCUCCCGGUUCACCAUCGUGUUGCACGAUGGGUUGGGUGCUCGAUGGGGGUUUAAUUUCUGUAUGCUUGAGCUUGAAAAGGCUUUGAAUGUCGACGAUUCGGGGAAUUGUGUUAUGGGUGUUCACGAUCUCAUUAGGUUUGAGAAGCCGAAUAUUUACCUCUCCACGACGAUUUCGUAUGUGAUGUCUCAUUGCAAUGGGGUUCUUUGUUUUGUAAGUACAAAGGGAGACUACAUUGUGUGCAAAUUGCUCACGGGUCAGUGUGUGAAGUUGCAAAAUUUGCACAAACAUAGGAACCAAAAUCAAUCUUCUGAUAUAGGACACGUUGAAUUGGGGUGUUUUCCGGUGUCGGGCCAAUCCAAGGCUCUCAUUCUACUUUGGGACAAAGCGAAGAAUACCCAAGUGGCAAAGAUACAGACUUUGGGUAACGGUGAAUGGAGGACUGUGGGCAAUGCACCCUUAAAGAUUCGGAGGGGUGGACGUUUCGUGAACGGGUCUAGCCAUUGGCAUAGGCAUACUCUCAAAUGCAUAUGGUGCUUUCAUUUUGGGAAAGAAAAGUUUUCAGAAAUGCCAUUGCCAGAUGAUGUCAUAAACGGACUAUACGGGAAGGGAAUUCAAGAAUUGAGCGUUUUCGACUCUUGCCUAUGUUUCGGGUGCAGCUCGAAGGGCGGUGUCGAGAUCGACAUAUGGGUUAUGAAAGAAUAUGGUGUGAAAGAAUCUUGGGUGAGACAAUUUGUCAUAGUGACUAACAAUUGGUGUGUGCCUCUAGCACACAUGGAUAAGGGAAACCUAUUUGUGAGGAAUGUGUUUAAUAAUGAAUUUUACUUAUAUGAUCCACAAACCCAAGUUUUAAAGAGAGUGGAAAUCGAGCUUGAUGACGAGUCUUAUGAUAUUGGAGGGUUGCCUGUGGCAUUUGAUGUAUGUUUCUCAAGAUUAUAAAAACUCAUCUAAAUUCUAAGUUAAGUACUUAUGUU
Molecule: messenger RNA, 1733 nt
Organism: Cuscuta campestris
Lineage: Eukaryota; Viridiplantae; Streptophyta; Magnoliopsida; Solanales; Convolvulaceae
Source: the annotation of a GenBank genome assembly